Molecule: messenger RNA, 1299 nt
Organism: Polypterus senegalus (gray bichir)
Lineage: Eukaryota; Metazoa; Chordata; Cladistia; Polypteriformes; Polypteridae
Product: pepsin A-like
Exons: 9
Coding region: 51-1211 (386 amino acids)
Biological process (GO): proteolysis
Molecular function (GO): aspartic-type endopeptidase activity
Source: RefSeq, a predicted model, not a curated record
AGGUUAGCACUGCAACAUCUGUUUUGUCACAGUGUUCAACAGCCUGCAAUAUGAAGGUGCUUGUCAUCUUAUGUGCCCUAGCUGCCUUCUCUGAGGGUCUCAUCCGAGUAGGACUUGAUAAAAAAAAAUCUCAGAAGACGCUCAUGAAAGAGUAUGGGGUACUGAACGAUGUUAUUGCGACCAAUAACUAUAAUCGUUUCACCAAAUACAAAGGACUUUCUGCAGAGCCCAUAAAUGAGCCUCUGCGGAACUAUAUGGAUGUAGAGUAUUUUGGAAAUAUUUCCAUUGGCACUCCACCCCAGGAAUUCACAGUGAUAUUUGACACGGGGUCCUCCAAUCUGUGGGUACCUUCUUCCCUUUGCUCCUCCCCAGCUUGCACAAACCAUUCACUAUUUGACGCCAACAAAUCAUCUACAUUCCAGUCUUCUAAUCAAAAUCUGGCAAUACAAUAUGGAACAGGAAGCAUGACAGGAAUUUUGGGAUAUGAUGUAGUUACUAUAACAGGAAUAGAGGUCACCAACCAGGAGUUUGGUUUGAGUGUCACAGAACCAGGUGAUACCUUUACUUAUGCACCCUUUGAUGGCAUCCUUGGCUUGGCAUAUCCAGUCAUCUCCUCUUCUGGUGCCACACCGGUGUUUGACAAUAUGAUGGACCAAGGCCUGGUGUCUGAGGACUUGUUUUCAUUUUACCUUAGCCCAGAUGGGAAAUCUGGAAGUGAGGUGCUCUUUGGUGGAAUUGACACAUCCCACUACACAGGGAAUAUCAACUGGAUACGACUUUCAUCACAGACCUACUGGCAGAUCACUGUGAGCAGUAUCACAAUCAAUGGCAAGCCCGUAGCAUGUGCUAAGAGUUGUCAAGCUAUUGUCGAUACUGGGACUUCGUUUCUCACUGGCCCCAUUGAUGCUCUUCAGAAUAUCUUGAAACUGCUGGGAGCUACGAAAGAUCCACAUGGAUAUGAAAUGAUUACGUGCAACAGAGCAGGACGACUGCCCACCAUUGUUUUCCACAUUAAUGGAAAUAAAUAUCCACUUCCACCAUCGGCUUAUGUUUUUGAGCAAGGCCCCACUAGUUCAACAUGCUAUCUUGGGAUUCAGGCCAUGGAUAUUCCUUCAAGUAAAUUAUGGAUCCUAGGCGAUGUCUUCCUUAGAAAGUAUUACUCCAUCUUCAACAGAGGCCGAAAUAUGAUUGGCCUUGCCAAGUCAGUUUAACUUAGUUGUUAUGGAAGUUUACUUAUUCUUAAGCACAAGCUACUAAGGAUUUAAUUAUUCUCUUCGACCUCUUCCUAGAAUAUUCAUU